GUGACGUAGUAAUCUUUCAUUGUUCGCGUGUGUGUGGAUUUGUGCUGUUUUUACGAUUUAUUUAAUUAUUUUUGCAUCAAAAUAUAGCCAAAACAAUUUUAUAUUGUUAUCUUAGUGAUCGCCGUAAAGAUCACCUUAGAAUCUACUGGUGUUUACAGACUAAAACCAAAUCAAAAUGGGUGGAAAGGCAGAAAAAGGCACACCAAAGUACAUAGCGAACAAAAUAAAAGCUAAAGGCCUCCAGAAGCUGCGUUGGUACUGCCAGAUGUGCCAGAAACAGUGCCGCGACGAGAAUGGUUUCAAAUGUCAUACUAUGUCGGAGUCUCACCAAAGGCAGCUGUUGUUAUUUGCUGAUAACGCUUCGAAAUACAUUGACGAGUUUUCUAAGGAGUUUGCUGACGGUUACGUGGAACUGUUGAGGCGGCAGUUUGGGACGAAGCGGGUGAAUGCAAACAAAGUUUAUCAGGAUUAUAUUUCGAACAGAGACCAUCUCCACAUGAACGCCACCCAAUGGGAGACGCUCACAGAAUUCGUCAAGUGGCUGGGCCGAGAGGGCAAGUGUGUGGUGGACGAGACUGAGAAGGGCUGGUUCGUGGCUUACAUCGACCGGGACCCUGCGGCUGUUGCUGCCAUGGAGGCUAAGGCGAAGAAGGAAAAGAUGGACAAAGAUGAUCAGGAAAGAAUGCUAGAGUUUAUCCAGAAGCAAGUAGAACGGGGCAGGAAAGAGGGAGACGACGGCACACCCUCCUACACCGAGUUCAAGCGAGAGAGCAGUCAGGAGCGAAUCUCGCUCAGUCUCACCCUUAAGAGAAAAGCAGAUGAUAAAAAACUAGAACUCCUCACGUCUGCGUUAAAAUCUAAAAGCAAAGAAGAGUCCUCAAGCAAGAAAGUGAAAGAAGAGCCUUCUAGCAAGAAGACAAAAGAAGAUAAAGAUAGAAGUAAGAAAAAUGCCCUGGACGAGAUCAUGGAGAUGGAGCAACGGGCCAAGGAAAAAAAUCAAAGGAAAGACUACUGGCUAACAGAAGGCAUACUUGUCAAAAUAGUGACCAAAUCUUUAGGGGACAAAUACUACAAGAGAAAAGGAGUCGUCGAAAAGGUGAUAGAAAAGUAUGGCGCCCAAGUGAAGCUGGUGGAUGAAGGCACCAGGAUUAAGUUAGACCAGAACCACCUGGAAACGGUGAUACCCUCCCCUGGACGCAGCGUUUUGUUCGUCAACGGGCCGCACCGCGGCGCUAAAGGAAUACUGAAGGAGAUAGACACGGAUAACUUCUGCUGUCUAGUGGAGAUAACUAGCGGCUCGCAAUCCGGGAGAGUAGUAAAAGACGUCCAGUAUGAAGACAUCAGCAAAAUGGCGGCGUGACAGCCGUGACCAUGGAUCUAGUGUAUAACUGGAUCAGGCAUGAGGGGUGGGGGGAAGUGACCGAACGGGAUAGUCUUAUGUAUCUUUCAGUAGGAGUAGCAGCGAACGCGCUAUUAUUGUUUGUCCUUGUCACAGUCUCACAUUUUUUAUUCCCCACCGUAAAUUUAGUAUGGAUUAUGGUGGGUAAUAAAUAAAUUCGACCAAUCAUAGUGUAAUGCGACUGCGACACAUAAUAGUACUACCGUACAGAAAGGACACUUCCUACAAACCCGAAGUUUGACAGCGAUUCAGGGUCGAAUCAUGCUAUGCCUUUCUAACUUAUGACACUAUCCCUUUCGGCUAUUUAGGGUUGUCAAAAUUCAAGUGGUUAUCUUAUAUGUGGUCGUGCACGCAAAGGGACGUCAAGUUGUGUCAACCCUAAUAAUUGCUCGGAGCAAUGCUGAGCCGAACGGAGCCGAGUUUGCCCGAAGUCAGGAGUGUCUCCCCACUACCAGCAGCUUAAAGUAUGAUUUUUAAACCGUUACUUCGGUCGGCCACCAUUACCUUUCUACAUACAAAUACAAAUGGUGAAAGCAUAGAUAAGACAUCCUCCAGACUGAGCAUAGUAGCGCUACCCCCUCUGCCACAAAUAUACGAUAGUUUUACUCCAUUUUCAAGUCAAAGUGUCUUUGUGUGACGCCCGUGUCUUUGAACGGACCAAUCACGACACGGGACUCGCUCACCUCGUCCCCCGCACCCCCGUAUUUUUGGCAGCAUCGGUUUCAUGAAAUAAUUGCUCUAAACUCCGUCUAGAGGAUUCCUAGUCUAUGGGUGAAAGUGCAGUCAAAACAAGUUUUAUCUUGUUAAUGAAUGUAAAUUAAAUUAUUUUGAUAUAAGUAAA
Molecule: messenger RNA, 2240 nt
Organism: Cydia splendana
Lineage: Eukaryota; Metazoa; Arthropoda; Insecta; Lepidoptera; Tortricidae
Gene: kin17
Product: DNA/RNA-binding protein KIN17
Exons: 7
Coding region: 176-1360 (394 amino acids)
Biological process (GO): DNA damage response; DNA replication
Cellular component (GO): nucleus
Molecular function (GO): double-stranded DNA binding
Source: RefSeq, a predicted model, not a curated record